This is a messenger RNA of Polyodon spathula (Mississippi paddlefish), 5676 nucleotides long. Its product is annotated as guanine nucleotide exchange protein smcr8a-like. Bases 313 to 3057 code for a protein of 914 amino acids. Gene Ontology annotation, cellular component: guanyl-nucleotide exchange factor complex. The record is from RefSeq and is a predicted model, not a curated record. NCBI's taxonomy places the organism in Eukaryota, Metazoa, Chordata, Actinopteri, Acipenseriformes, Polyodontidae. The transcript is spliced from 2 exons. Gene Ontology annotation, molecular function: GTPase activator activity.
AUCAACUGGAGAAAAAAGCUGGAAACGUGUGUAAAGUUUAAAUCACAUUGGAUGUCUUCUUAUUGGAAAUAACAGAAUAUUUGUUUUCCCUUAUUGUUUGUGAAUUAUUGAUCACCACCAGCAGCAGCAUCAUCAUUAUUCUGCUGGGUUCAUUUCAUUUGAUUAUACUACUUCAUAUUUAUAUAUAAAGAUUGAGAGAGAGAGAGAGGUAGGUUAUAUCUGUAAGUGUUCAUGGCUGGAUUGUUCCGUUAAACCUGCCGGGUGGACAUUGAUAGUGCUUUGUCCCCAUGCCACUCUCACUCAGCAGGAAAUAUGAUCAGUUCACCAGAUUUGGUGGCUUUCACAAAAGAUGAUGACUUCAGAGACACCUAUGUGGAGAUUAACUCGCUGCCAGAACAGUUUUCACUGCCUCAAUUCCCCUAUGCUGGAAAUGCCAACCCUUGGGCCGGGGCUUCCUUUGCCAAAUUCACCAAGGACUUCAUUCUCAUCUCCGAGUUUUCCGAACAAGUGGGGCCCCAGCCGCUGCUGACCAUCCCGGAUGACCCCAAAGCCUGGGGCACCUUUGAUCUCAAUUACUUCUCUCUCAGGAUUAUGUCCGUGGAUUAUCAGGCCUCCUUUGUGGGGCACCCUCCGGGCUGCGGGUACCCCAAGCUUAACUUCGUGGAGGACUCCAAAGUUGUGCUGGGCGACUCCAAAGAAGGGGCUUUUGCCUAUGUCCACCACUUAACCCUUUACGACCUGGAGGCCAGGGGCUUUGUGAGGCCUUUCUGCAUGGCCUACAUCUCCUCUGACGAAGACAAGAUCAUGCAGCAGUUCCAGGAGCUCUCCUCUGAGUUCUCCAAGGCGUCUGAGUGCCUGAAGACUGGAAACCGGAAAGCCUUUGCCAAUGAACUGGAAAAGAAGCUGAAGGACCUGGAGUACACCAGGACCGUGCUCCACGAGGAAGCCGAGCUGCAGAAGACAGAGAAUGGCUGCUACUCAACACAAGCGAUAGAGAAAGCCAACGAGCUGGCUAACGUGGAGAAAUCAAUCUACGAGCACAAAGACCUUUUAAAGCAGGUCACGUCCUACCCUAACAGAAAGAUGAAGGAUCCUGAGUUCCUCCCUUACGAACCUGAACCCCCCUCUGAACCUCCUGGAGUGGACCAGGACCAGAUCUCCGGUGGCUCUAAUCCCGACCACCCCUCGGAUGACCCCAGCAAUACACGCAGGCCGUCUUACACCCCUCAGUUCAUCAAGGCAAAAUCAGCCAAAUGUUUCGACAAGCGCUUGAAAACGCUGGAAGAGCUGUGUGAUGUCUACUUCUUCAACCAGACCGUGGACCAGCUGACUCAAAUCGAGAAGAUCUUCAGAGGCGACCUCUGCUACAUCUCCACCAGCCAGAUAGACACGGCUCUUUUGAAGCAGCAAAAAAUCACCAACUUUCUGUUCGAGGUUUUCAGAGACUGGGAGGAGGAACCUGAAAAGCCCCAGUAUGGUGAAAAACUAGCCCCCAACAGUGAUAGCCGUCUCAAUCCUACCCCCUCUAACGAGCCCUCCUGCGUGGAGACUGUGCUUAUUAAAAUGGAGCAGGACAUCAGUGAGGAAGGACAGCAGGAGACAGAGUCCAGCCUGUGUGACAUCACGCAGGACAAUUCCGAAGAGUGCCUGGAAGCAGAUAUGAAAGGCAGUGUAAGUAGCGGAGAGAGCAUCGAAGUGCUGGGGACGGAGAGAUCUUUCCCUGUUCAGGGAUCCUUGGUCCAAUCAGAGAGCCAGGCGAGUCUGCCGGUACAUUAUCCCGAGGUGGUCCGAAGGAAAGCGGUGAGCAAGAGGACAAACAGCGAGGACAGCAUUGAAGUGCUGAGCACCACAGACUCGAUCAUACCCGAGGAUCUGAGGGCGUCCUGCUCCGGCGCUAUUUACGAGGAGGAGCCUUACAAUGACAGCUCUUCAGAGCACAUGUACCAGUCUUCACCAUCAAGCCAGAGGCUGGUGGACUCCGGCAUGCAAGAUGCAGGGGAUUUUGGAAAGGAGGCCACAGAGCAGGCUGAUUCUGCCUGCUGCAUCGGGCAGGAGGGCCCCCGCUUCGAGGAGCCAGCCCCUGAGCUCGGCCAGGAGUGCAGCGACAAUGGAGUGGUGAGGGUGGCCCCCAGGUCAAGCAGAGCUGGGGAGCAGGCCCCGGGUGUGGAUGAUGGGGCUCCGGCGGGACUGCCUUCAUACGAGCUGAACCUCAUUUACCUCUCCGAUGAGGUGUCCAGGCUGGACCUGGAUGACGUUUCGGACAGCACCAGCUUCAUGAGCGCCUCCACCAGCUCCGAGCGGGCUGCUUCUCCCUUCCUCUCAGGCAAUCCCAUCACUGUGAAGCACAAGAGGAAAGCCGGGCAGGGUGCCCUGAGGUUUAUCAGACAGUACCCGUUCGCCCAGCAAGCCAUAUUCUGCUUGCUCAGUGGGAGAACACUGGUAGUGAUGGGCGCAGACGAAGGAAAGGUGAGAAAGCUGGUGAGCGCCCUGUCCAUCUUCGUGCCAAACCUGGGCAAGUAUGCGGAAACGAUAAAGCCCUGGCUGACCUCCCCCUUCCAAAUCACAGAUCUGCACAGCUGGAAACUGAUUGGGCUGCACAGGGUGGCCUCUCCCACUGGCUCCAGCAUGCUGUUCUCCCUGAACCGCUACAGCCGGUACAUCGGCAUCCUGGACGCGGAUCACAAGACUCUGCGCUGCCCCCCCUACAAGGGCACGCUGAUCAGCAAGCUGGCGGACCACCGGACACAGAUUAAGCGAGGCAGCACCUACUUCAUGCACGUGCAGAGCAUGUUGAGCCAGCUCUGCUCCAAGGCCUUCCUCUACACCUUCUGCCACCACCUGCACCUCCCCAUCCACCCGGGCGAGGGAGAUGCCUCGGUGGCAAGCCGGCGGGUGGGCUUCCUGCAGCACCAGCUGGGCGUCUCAGGCGAGGACGUCAGGAUCGUGCAGUACCUGGGCGAGCUCCUCAAACUGCACUACCUUCAGGGUCCUGGCAAGGGGGGCACCCCUCCGGUCUUCAGAUUUGAGUACACCACCAGCUUUCUAUAUAAGAUCUAGGGAUGGUUGGAAUUCGUUUAAAGGGAUGUUGGAAGAUCCUGCUUGAUUCGAAUAAUAGGUGGUGUUUGGGGCUUGCUUUGAGAUUUAAUGAAUGUAAGUUAUUUGUGAUAUGGUGUUGUUUUUUGAAUGAUCCCUUCAAUGUGUUUUUCCAGAAUAAGACAGGCGCUGCUAUUGUUGUGGAUUGCAGGUGUUCCUGUAGUUUCGGUUUUAGGUCUUGGUCAACAGCAGUGAGUGCAGAUUUUUAAAAAAAUAAAAUCUUUAUUGUUGCAAAUCUCAAGCCUGCCAAGAUAGAAUAGUAGCAAUGAUACCCUGCCAUCUCUGUUAAUUUGACACGGUGAGACAUUAUCAGAAACUGACAGAGUUUGAUAUUCAAACGAAUUGCCUCAUUUAGCUUAGUAAUUGUUCAGUUGGUUCAGUUUUCAAAAAAAAAGAACAGCUUCAGGAAAUACAUGUAAAAAAAUUUAAAUCAGAUUUUAAUCUAAAGCUACUUUAUAGCCUGUUAGCCGAACUGCAUAACAAACAGCUACAAAUCUUACCCAGUCGAGACUCAAGUGUUAAAAUAGAAGUUUUACCGAACCUGAAACUAACCCUAUUGUAACAGCACAUAGUCACAUGCAUGAAGUGUCAUCUGCCAGUGAGGUUAAUGUUGUCUGGAAUGUGGAUUCCUUGUAGUGUGGACUGAAUCGUAGGUGGGAAGGCUUGGCCCAGACUGAGCCACUAAUACAUGCUCCUGCCCAGCUGCUGGUCGAGUUAAAGAAAGUCAGACCCUUUAUGAUUAGCUAUAAAGAAUCGUUCUGUGUCUGCAGUACAAUGGAGGACUCCAAGCUAUUACGCAUGUGAAAUGUGAACUAAUACUGGACUCAGUAAUGCUGCAAGAAUGCACAAGAUGUUGCAUGUUUACCUUCUUAGAAAAAAAAACAUUUGGCAGUAUAAUUUUUAUAUGUAUACAUUGGUAACUGGAGUGUUUGUAAUGCAAGUCAAACAUGGUCCAUAAUCUACCCAGGUACAGUAGCUGUGUGGUUGCCAGCCACUUUAUUGAAGGAAAGGGCAAACGUGGACUAUAGUGCUAUAGUCAGUGAAUCUGUGCCCCGCAGCCAAAUCUGUAUAUUGUAAUUUUGGUUUUGAUUGUGUCUAGACCAAGAGGGCACUGUACUGUAUAUAAACCAACCAAGAGGAAUGUAAUGUACAGUAAAAUAUUUUCAUUCGUAAGCAGUAAACCCUGUUGAGACUUUCUUAACUCUCUUUAAGGACAGGUUGUUGUGGGGUAGGGUUAAUUAAACCAUCAAAUUAAUUUAUUUUUCAGAAUUUAUUUAAUAUUGUACUUGUAUAUUGUUUCUCCUUGCCAAAUACACUGCCCAUCAAUCCCCCUCAGAGAUUAAACUGCUCAAAUACAAUUUACUGUUAUGAUUUCAGUGUUGUCAUCUUUUAUAUGUUGCUUUUAACCUGGUGCUGAUGCGCGUAUACUCAGAGUCGCUGAAGCAUUGCGGGCAUGCAGUUCAUUAAAUCAUGUUAAACCAGCGAGAAUUGCAGACAACGGGGAAGCUGCACAGACGUUUGUGAAUUAAAUCGCUGCUGCUAAAUAUCAUAUAUCCAAGACCUACGAAAAAAAUAAGGCCAUAGCACAAUUAGUAUUUUCAAACUGAAGUUUGCAUGCUGCAUCUGGCAGUUUGUGUGUGUAUAAUACAGUAUAUAUCUAUCAAUUCAGUAUGAAGCGCAAAGGAAUGUUUGCUAAGCUCAACCCCCUCCCCGCUAAGUUUGCAACACUGAUGUGAUAAAAGGCAAAUACUUGGGAAAUUAAACCUACUUAGUGUAAUUUUAGAAGGUCUUUUCGAACCAAGUGGUGCACACUUUGCAGAGGAGCAGUUUAGCAGAUUGGUUCACAUGCUCUACGUGGGUCACAUGUUACAAUGUGCCAUAGAAACGAGAAUCUUAUUUUGACAGCUGGCCCAGGACUUACUGUUAUAGGUUUGUUGCAUUGGCUGUAAUGGGGGCUAUAAUGCUUCCCCUUUUUUAAACAAAGGUUUUAGUAGUUUUUUUGUUUUGUUUUUUUUUACCAAAAAUCAAUUUAACAAAAUGCUGUAUGCAAUUGUAAUGUUAAGGUAUUGUACUGUAUAUUUUGGUUUUAUUUUUAACUGGAGGGCCUUUAUACAGUAUGCACUAUUUGUUUGUAUAUUGCCUAAUAAAUGUACUGCUUUAAAAGAGGAGACAUUUAAAUAGAGUCUAGGUGGUUAAAAUUAAAAACCCACAUUCAACACACAUUCAAGUGUGACAGGUGGGAAAAGGUAUAGAUUGGGCUUUUCCAAGUUCACUAUAGAUCAAUGUAUAGUAAUUCACAUGCAGCUGUAUCAGGACAUAACUGAUCAAGGUUGGAAUCUGAUUUUCUCAUUGCACUAUACGAGUGAUAGUCUGUAUAAACCCAUGCAUGUGGUCUACACUCUACUGCUUAAUUGUUAGUUUUCUCCAUUCGCUUUUUUCUUCUUUUUGGUCUGUUAAAGAGAGUACUGUCUAUUUGAAAUUGUACAUUCAUCUAUUGUUUCAAACAGUUGUCUUGCAAUGGAAACCCACUGGGGGGAAAAAAAAAAAAAACAUUGGUAAUAAACAUAUUUCAACAAUGGCAAA